UGUCAAAAUCACGAAGCUCGUCGAAAAAGAAAUGAAAACAAAACCAUGCUUUCUGCAGUGCUUUGAAUUAUAAUUCUUGAGUUUUUAGUGGAAAUACAGGAAAAUGGAAAGUGAAGUACAAAAAUAUAUAGUUGAUUGUAGUAUAGUGAAGGAGGAGUAUGUUGUUAAGGAAGAAAUUGUGCCAAUUCUUAUCGCAAAAACAGACGGUGAAUUUUUACCAAAGCCCCCAAAAACGCUAAAGCCUGCGAUCAAUAAAAUUAAGACAAAGAAACACAUUUGUUCUCACUGUGGAAAGGCAUUUCAGUGGCGCCGAGAUGUUCGGUUUCACAUCACCAAACAUUCCAAAGAAAAGAAGUUCCAAUGCACAAAAUGCUUAAGAGCCUAUGCCGAUCAAUCCAGGCUGAAUAUCCAUCUUAGGCUUCACUCCAAUGAGCACUCUCAUGAGUGCAAACUUUGCUGGAAAAUUUUCAAAAAUGCCGAAUAUUUGAGGCUUCAUCUUAAACGGCAUCUUGGCAUUAGGAAUCACGAAUGUCCAGUUUGUGGUAAAAAAUUCAUUGACACCAGGAACUGGAGGUAUCACAUGCAGAAGGUCCACGAAGAGGUUAAGCUCAAAGGUCUUCCCAGGAGCAGGUGGACUUGUGAUAUUUGCGGAACAUUCACCAUGGACAAAUGUUCAUUUGAAAAGCAUUUACUGAGCCACAGUGAUGUGAAAACGGCCGAAUGUCCAAUUUGCCAGAAGAAAUUUAAGCAUGAAUCCUAUCUUAAGACUCACAUGAAUACUCACGGAACAGAAAGGCCAUUCUUGUGCGUUAUUUGUGGCAAAGGAUUCAAAACAAAAGUCACUCACAGAUCUCACCAAGUGAUCCAUUCAAACGAAUUUAGAAAGUGCCCCUAUUGCAAUAAAAUGUACAAGUACAAGGAGACAUUCAAGAGACACAUCUGGAACCACCACAGAGGACUUCCUUUUGAGAUAAAAGUUGGAACAGUUUGUUGUACUGUGUGCAAGGACAGAUUUAAGAAUUUGGAAGCUCUCCAGAAGCACGUAAUCAUUCAUGCUGAUGAGUUGCCCUUUGUAUGUGAGCUCUGUGGGAAAGGAUUCAAAGACAAACGUAAAUUGCGGACUCACAUUCGAUUAAUGCACGAAAGAUAUUCACAGAAUAGAGUACUAAAGUGUCCUCAGUGUGGAAAAGGAUGUCGAGGAGAAACCUUUUUGGCCAUGCAUCAAGCCAUUCACAAUAAUGAAGCUCUAUUUGAGUGUGCCAUUUGCUCAAAGAAAUUUAAGAAGAAAUCACAAAUAAAGCAACAUGUACUGACACAUAGUAAAAGUAGGAAGAUGUAUUCAUGUCAAAUCUGCGGAAUUGAAAGAACUAGCGCUAGGAGUAUUAGAAAACACGAGGCAAAGCACAAUUCUGAGGGUACUCUAAAAUGUCCGGCAAAGAAGUGUCAAAUGAUUUUCUGCCAUAUCAAGAACCGAAAUGAACAUAUCGAAAAGGAACACAAAGAGUUCAAGUACAUUUGCAAAAUUUGUGGAGAUAUGGUAAAGCAUAGGAAGAACUUGAGGGAACAUGAUGUGAAGCAUAGAGCUGAGGGUCGGACUAAGCGGUACAAACCCACGAAAACAGUAAAGAAAAUCAAAAAAGAAGUAAAGAUGGAAGAAGAUGUGAAGAUUGAGGUAAAAGAAAUUAAAAGUGAACCUCAGGAAAAUCUUCCCCGGAAGAAAGAAAAGAAGCAUAUCUGUGCCAUAUGUGGUAAAUCCUUUUAUCAUCCACGUGAUAUUCGGUAUCAUAUGAGUGUCCAUUCAACCGAGAGAAAUUUCCAUUGCCCAAAGUGUCCUAAGAGAUUCACGAGUGAUUUGAGGAUGAGAACACAUCUGAGAAUUCACGAAACUGACGGAAUCUUUCCAUGUAAGCUCUGUGGGAAGAUUUUCAAAAAUUCAGAAUACCUCCGGAUUCACCUGAAUAGACAUGCGGGCAUUAAAAAGUUCGAAUGCACAGUUUGUGGCUUGAUGCUGGCAGAAGCGAGGAAUUUGAAGCAGCAUAUGUUGCGAUUUCAUCAAGAAGAAACCGUCAAAGUGCUUCCAAAAAGCCAGUUUACUUGCGAUCACUGUGGAAAAGAUUGUCUGGAUAAAAAAUCAUACAAAGGACACAUUCUUUCGCAUUCCGAUGUAAGGAAUGUUCCAUGUCCAGUGUGUCAGAAAAUGUACAAGAGCGAGGAUCAUGUCAAGGCUCAUAUGAAAGUUCACAACAAAUAUACUCCCUUUGCCUGUAUAAUCUGUAACCAUGCUGUGAAAACUCGAGGAAACCUGGCAAAGCACAUGUGGACCCAUCAUCGUGGAAUUCCGACAGAUUACAAAGAGGGUCCCGUUGCCUGUACGGCCUGCAAUGAAACUUUUAAGAACUUUGAUGCUCUGCAGAAGCAUGUAAUUGUGCAUUCGGAAGAAAAACCUUAUCAAUGUCCGACCUGUGGGAAUUGCUAUCGUCAUCACAGGAGUAUGAGAAAUCACAUUCGAGAGGUCCAUGAAGACAAUAAAGAACGUCCCAAUAGAGUGUUAAAGUGUCCGCAAUGUGGUAAAGGAUGCAAGGGGCAAACCUUUUUAGCCUUGCAUCUAGCUACUCAUAGUAAUGAGGCUCAGUUUGAGUGUGCCAUUUGCUCAAAGAAAUUCAAAUUGAAAUCCCACAUAAGGCUGCAUGUUGUGAGGCACAGCAAAGAGAGAAAAAUGUACUCUUGUAGAAUUUGUGGAGUUGAAAGAACAAGUGCAAGAAGUAUUCGGAGUCAUGAGGCGAAACAUAACUCAAGAAAGUAUUUCAAUUGCCUUGCAGAAGAUUGCAAAUUGAUCUUUUCAAAUAAGAAAGCUCGAAAUGAUCAUAUCCUCAAGGACCACACGGAAUUUCAGUAUACUUGCGGCAAAUGCAAAGAUAUGGUCAAGGAUGAAGAACAUUUGCGAGAGCAUGAGAAGAUGUGCAAAAAUGAUGGGAAGAAACCAUACAGAGAGAAACAUUCCAAGGAUAAAAGUCUAUCAAAAGGGAAGAAAGAUAGAAUUUCAUGUGAUAAAGAAAAGGAAAUACGAGAGAAGAAGCAUAUUUGUGCUCAUUGUGGUAAAGCAUUCAUGUGGCGCCGAGACAUUCGAUUUCACAUCACAAAGCAUUCCAAAGAGAAAAAGUUCAAGUGUCCUCACUGUCCACGACGCUAUCCCGACAAACACAGACGAGACGUACAUUCAAAACUGCACGGGAAUCCACAUGAAUGCAAACUCUGUGGCAAAGUCUUCCAGAAUUCUCGGUAUUUAAAGCUCCAUCUACAAAGACAUCUUGGAUUGAAAAGAUUUGAAUGUGAUAUUUGCAGCAGGAAAUUUCCGGAAGCAAGAAACUGGAGGUAUCACAUGGAGCGUGUACAUCAAGUGGAUAGUGCAAGUGUUCGAGAUUACAACACUCGUUCUAAAAAGACUGAUGACAAUUUAAUACAAUCGACAAUAAUUCAAAAGACUCAAAUUAAAACUGAAAAUGCGACUGAAUUCGGUAUGGAGUAUCCAAGAAUCAAGAUUGAAGAUGAUGAUUCGACUUUCAUUAAAGUGGAAGAAGUGAACGAGAUUUGAUUUAAAAAUGAACCCAAAACAAAAGCUGAACCCGUUUGGAAUCAACAGGUAGUUUAUGGUGAAUAUUUUGCUUCGGGAUGAGUUGAAAAGUCGUCGAUAGAAGAGGGAAGAAGUAGAAGAAGUAUCGCAUGGGCCUGUCAAUCAGCGUGCCUUAUCAAUUUGUUAUAUAGGCCCACAAUAAAAUUAGAUAGUGAUUGAAAUGGAUUUUCAAGAAGA
Molecule: messenger RNA, 3808 nt
Organism: Phlebotomus papatasi
Lineage: Eukaryota; Metazoa; Arthropoda; Insecta; Diptera; Psychodidae
Product: zinc finger protein 26-like
Exons: 7
Coding region: 104-3592 (1162 amino acids)
Source: RefSeq, a predicted model, not a curated record